Molecule: messenger RNA, 2918 nt
Organism: Cynara cardunculus var. scolymus (artichoke)
Lineage: Eukaryota; Viridiplantae; Streptophyta; Magnoliopsida; Asterales; Asteraceae
Product: ATP-dependent zinc metalloprotease FTSH 10, mitochondrial
Exons: 8
Coding region: 188-2656 (822 amino acids)
Biological process (GO): protein-containing complex assembly; mitochondrial protein processing
Cellular component (GO): m-AAA complex; chloroplast thylakoid membrane
Molecular function (GO): ATP binding; ATP-dependent peptidase activity; ATP hydrolysis activity
Source: RefSeq, a predicted model, not a curated record
CGUCGAUAGUCGUGGCCUAAACCAGAACAAACAAAUAUCUGGUAUUUCGUCGAACACCUCAUAGGCAUAAUAUCAUCAUCGUCAAACAACCUCUGCAUCUUUUCUAUCAAAACACACAUUAAACCCAAGAAUCAUAUGUUAAUUCGUUGACGGAUUCAAUCGAUUUAUCAUCGUUCUCUUUUAAACUAUGAUGUUUUCAAGACUUGGUCGGACAAUCUCUCGAUCAUCUCGUUCAAGGAAUGUUUUGAGUGGUGCAAAUGGCGGAAGAUCGCAGAUUUUAACCGGUUCUUCGGUAUAUCAAUCUCGAUAUAUUGGACAGGCAGAUGAUAACCUGGGGUUUUUGAAGCGUUAUUUAGGUUCUUUAGCAGCUAACAAUGAAAAAAAUGGUUCUGUCUUAUCAUCCAAGGUGUAUAUAUCGGAUAUAAAUUUCGCUCUUGCAAACCCUAAAUUUCGAAGGUUCUUUUCCAGCGAGGCUCCCAAGAAGAAGAAUUAUGAGAACUUCUACCCCAAGGAAAAGAAGGAAACUCCAAAGGGGAAUAAUCAGAAAUCUGAAUCUAAAGAGGAAUCAAGCACAGAAGACGAUGGAAGUUUCUUUCCAAAGCAAUUCCAAUUCCAAAUACCAAUUCCUUUACUAGUGAUUGGGCUGUUGCUCUUUUCAUCGCUCUCUUUUGGUCCUCGUGAACAGAAACAGAUAAGUUUCCAAGAAUUCAAAAACAAGCUUCUGGAACCAGGCCUGGUGGAUCAUAUAGUUAUUUCUAACAAAUCAGUUGCAAAAGUAUAUGUCAGAAACUCACCACGCAAUCAAUCAAGUGAUGGUUCUGUUGAAGGAACUUCAAUCGAUUCACCUGCAAAACUGAAUACAAGCCAGUAUAAAUACUACUUCAAUAUCGGGAGUGUUGAAUCUUUUGAGGAAAAAUUGGAGGAAGCGCAGGAAGCACUAGGGAUAGAUUCUCAUGAUUAUGUUCCUGUGACAUAUGCUUCUGAAAUGGUUUGGUAUCAAGAAAUUAUGCGAUUUGCACCCACACUCUUAUUACUGGGAUCCCUAUGGUACAUGAGUCGGAGAAUGCAAGGCGGUCUAGGUGUUGGAGGUGGCGGUGGAAAAGGUGCCCGUGGAAUAUUCAACAUUGGAAAGGCCCAUAUUAAUAAAGUUGAUAAGAAUGCGAAAAAUAAGGUCUUUUUCAAUGAUGUUGCUGGAUGUGACGAAGCAAAGCAGGAAAUCAUGGAGUUUGUGCACUUUCUUAAGAACCCGAAGAAAUACGAGGAGCUGGGGGCUAAAAUCCCAAAAGGUGCUCUAUUAGUAGGGCCACCGGGCACAGGCAAAACCCUUUUAGCUAAAGCAACUGCAGGAGAAUCUGGUGUGCCUUUUCUUUCGAUAUCUGGAUCUGAUUUUAUGGAAAUGUUUGUUGGUGUUGGUCCAUCAAGGGUGAGAAACUUGUUCCAAGAGGCUAGGCAGUGUGCACCUAGCAUAAUAUUUAUUGAUGAGAUUGAUGCAAUUGGUCGUGCAAGGGGACGUGGGGGAUUCUCAGGUUCUAAUGAUGAGCGAGAGAGUACUCUUAACCAGCUGCUUGUUGAAAUGGAUGGAUUUGGCACCACUGCUGGGGUGGUGGUUCUUGCUGGGACUAAUAGACCCGAUAUUUUAGACAAAGCUCUGUUAAGGCCUGGUAGGUUUGAUAGACAAAUUAGUAUAGAUAAACCUGAUAUCAAAGGCCGUGAACAGAUAUUCCAGAUCUAUUUGAAAAGAAUCAAACUUGAUAAUGAACCAUCCUAUUUCUCCCAGAGACUUGCUGCUUUAACUCCAGGAUUUGCUGGAGCUGAUAUAGCAAAUGUUUGCAACGAAGCUGCCUUAAUUGCUGCGAGGGGUGAGCAGGCGAAGGUCACUAUGGAACAUUUUGAGGGAGCCAUAGAUAGGAUCAUUGGUGGGUUAGAAAAGAAGAACAAGGUGAUAAGUAAGGUCGAACGCCGGACUGUAGCUUAUCAUGAAGCAGGCCAUGCUGUUGUGGGCUGGUUUUUGGAACACGCGGAACCUUUGUUGAAAGUGACAAUUGUUCCUCGUGGUACAGCAGCACUUGGUUUUGCCCAGUAUGUACCGAGUGAGAACCUACUCAUGACCAAGGAACAGCUUUUUGACAUGACUUGCAUGACACUUGGUGGGCGCGCUGCUGAACAGGUCAUAAUCGGAAAGAUUUCAACCGGAGCACAAAAUGACUUGGAGAAGGUAACAAAAAUGACAUACGCCCAAGUUGCCGUAUAUGGGUUCAGUGAGAAGGUAGGUCUCCUCUCAUUCCCUCAAAGGGAGGAUGGGAUGGAGAUGACCAAACCAUACAGCAGCAAAACUGGCGCAAUCAUCGACACCGAAGUCAGGGAAUGGGUAAACAAGGCCUACGAACGCACGGUCGCACUCGUGGAAGAACACAAAGAAAAACUCUCUCAGAUCGCUGAACUCUUGCUCCAAAAAGAAGUCCUUCACCAAGACGAUUUGCUAAAGGUCUUGGGUGAACGCCCAUUUAAAGCAAGCGAAAUGACAAAUUAUGACAGAUUCAAGAUGGGGUUCGAGGAGGAAGAUGCAAAAUCCGGACAGGCUGAAGAUGGUGGUGCUGGUGCCGCUGAAGAUAAUGGGGCCCCACCACCGCUAGAACCCGAAGUAGUCCCUGCAUAAAAAAUGCAUCAAAUCUCUAAUUUAGAACACAAAGUUGCUGCCCGUUUGCAUUUAUGAACUCUGUUUUGGAGAAAGAGAAAGAUUUGGGUGGAGGGAUGUCACAAUGAUCUUGUAUUUGGUGACAUAAUUUAAGCUUUGUUUGCAUGAUUAAAUGUUAUAAGCAAACAGUGCUGAAUGCUGAUAUGCAAAAAGAACACAGGAUGUAAAGUUUUCAUGUGGUGCAUUUUCAUUUUUUUUAAGGAUUUAUGUGUCGGCUGGUUCU